Molecule: messenger RNA, 641 nt
Organism: Pisolithus orientalis
Lineage: Eukaryota; Fungi; Basidiomycota; Agaricomycetes; Boletales; Pisolithaceae
Product: phospholipid methyltransferase-domain-containing protein
Exons: 5
Coding region: 28-624 (198 amino acids)
Biological process (GO): phosphatidylcholine biosynthetic process
Molecular function (GO): S-adenosylmethionine-dependent methyltransferase activity
Source: RefSeq, a predicted model, not a curated record
UUAUGAUUUUCACGACAACUACAAUAAAUGGGCGCCCUUGCUUCCGUGGUGAACGCGUCCGCACCGUCUCUCUACAUUUCUCUUCUUUCAAUCACGUUCAACUCCACAGCAUGGAACAUGGUUGCGCGGAACUGUACGAAGAAAACUAUAACUCGUGCAUUUAGCAGUCCAUACCAUGGCUGCUACUUCCUCGCCAUCCUCAUUUUCACCUUCGGACUCGUUCGGGACCACCUGUACCAGUGCGCACUGUUGGACCAACCCCACGUGCCCCUCCUCCCCGAGCCCCUCGCAACCCUCGUACCGGUUCUCCUCUUCAUCGUCGGCCAAGUAUUCGUCUUGACUUUAACGUACGCAUUGGAGAUCACAGGGACGUUCUUGGGGGGUUACUUCGGAAUAUUGACGAACGAUCGUGUUGAAGGGUUCCCUUUUAACGUGCUCAGAGAUCCCAUGUAUGUAGGCAGCACGCUGUGCUUUGCUGCUACUGCGCUCUGGUGCUACAAACGUCCUGCUGGAUUGCUGAUCACGCUAUACGUGUACAUUGUAUACCUGAUCGCACUGCGAUAUGAGGGACCCUUUACUGACAUGAUCUACUCAAGCCACUCAGAGGUGAGAAAGGAGGAGUAAUUGAGGAUGAGGACAGU